CCUUCACAGGCGGGGUUUCCGCUUACGGCUUGAUCGUAGGCACGUAAACAGAAUUCCUCUGUACACAUUCGAUGCAUUUCUAAGUGUAGCUCUGUUGUUUUAAGAAUGUGAAUCUGACAAACAAAACCGAUCAACUCCGAGGCUUUCCCACAUCAACAGAAAAGAUUUGUAGGUUUCAGGUGUUUCCGAUCAUGGAGAGCUUCACACUGGUACAGAUGUGCAUCAGGACAGUGGCUCAGAAUAUGGAUGUGCUGGAGAGUCAAGCUGGGGAUUUGCCGUCCUCUCUUCUUCAAGAAUUGAUGCCUCACCUGAACAUAUAUUACUUGGACAAGAUUGAAAAAGUUGCUGAUCUGAAAGGAGUCUCAUGUUCAUCAGCUUGGGCAGCAAAAUGGAGGGAACUGAAUCGCACAUGGCGCUGGAAGUUAAAGUUUUUGCAGCCCGAGAAGGAAGACUGGAAGCAGAUGUGCUUGGAGAGUUAUUUUCACAAGGUGCUUUUUAGAAAGUCGCAAGCACAUAGCCCCGCGCUUGACAUGACGGAGCUCUCUGUGGCAGCCAAGUACGUGCAGGUUCUCUCUCUCUUUACGCUGCAUGAUGCACUGAGGUUAGCCUCAGAGGAACUACGGCUCAUCCUGUCCAGUCUGGAGACGGUGGUGAGGACACUCAGGUUGCUUGACGCCAAUGUGUUGCUCAAACACAGAAAGUCAGAGGUCCUCUUCGUUUUGCACCGUCUUCUCGACCACGGCUCAGUUAAAAAACUAGUUCUGAAGAGGACUCCGGAUUCGCGUGUCUUCAGAUGGAUUAUGUCCAGAUGUAAGGGCUCUAGCAGGAUUGAUGAGGGUCCUGCAGAACCCAAAUGUCCUCGGCUGCAUCUGCCCAUGGACGAGAUAGAAUACAGCCAGUUCUGUCCCUCAUGUAGCACUAACGCCACGUGUCCUGAGGGACAGAUACACUCAGCAGACCUGGAGUUUUGUUUGACUGCAACGGCUCGCCUCCUGCCUUCCUGGAUUGGUCUCCGCUCACUUCAUCUCAGCCCUACUCAGUUUGUUUGUAGGAAGGAAGUGGUCGACUUGGUGGAGUCUCUCAGAAAGCUUUUCCUGAAUCCACACUGUGCCCUCAAAGACCUGAGUGUUGGUAACAUGUAUAUUCAGCAAUAUAUAGUCAGCUUGCUAAUUUCCUGCCCCACACUGCACAGCCUGUCACUGGAAAUCGGCCCACGGUGGGACUACAGCACCACAUCCAGUGUGCACUUCACACCGAAUUUGCAACUCUCUCUUGAGAAACUCACCUUAAAGGCAGGCGAGAUCCAGACGACGCUUGAGUGUUUACCCACCAUGCUUCAACAUGCUCCCAAUCUCCGCACUCUUUACAUCACAGGAAUACGUCAGGCUCAGUCCUUCCUACACAUGUUGCCAGAGUCCAAUCCCUCCUUGAAAGUACUGCUGCUGGAAGACAUGAACCUGGCAGACUGCCACCGUGAGAUUAUUUAUCUUCUAGAGAACUCCAUGUUGGAAGAGCUGUCCUUGAAAGACUGUAGGCUGUUAGAGAAAUGCCCAGAGAAGAAAGACUUCCUGAUUCCAUUUGUAGCAGCUGCAAGGAAUCUUUGUUCGCUUCACUCUCUGUCUCUGUCUCAGAAUCGGCUCGCUUCAAGUGUCAUUCAGGUUGCAGAUCUGUUUUCAGGAGAAUAUCAUGGCAACAUAAUCAAAUUGGACCUCAGCUCAAACUUCAUCCUUCCCACUGACCUGCUCGAGUUCAGCCAAAAGAUUGAAGCGUAUCAUCCUCGUCACCGAUUCACACUGGACCUGCGCUUCAACCCACUAAUUCGUGACCCCGUAGUCAAAGGUCAAGCUCUGCGGAUGCUGCGCCCGUUCUGUGAAGUUCUGACUGAUGAAUGGGACUUCAAAUCGGCCAUGGCAGAUCACGUUAGUGUGAUGUGAAGAGACAUUUAAUGGUAGAGACAUACAGUAACGGAUCUGGAACAGGGUAAAAAAUAAUAAUAAUAAAACUCUAUCCAUAAAAGAUUGAUUGAGUUGCUUACAUGUCAGUUUUGCUAAACAAACUAAGGAUUUUUAUAUCUAAAACAUACAACGUAAAGAUUUUUGGUAAAAUGAAUGCGGAGGAUUUAAGAGAUUUGUUAUCUGACCAUAUACCAACAUUUUAAAAACUGUAUUCAGAAAAUUCCUUGUAUAGUUUCACUUUUAUAAGUUUAAAAAAAUACGUUUGUAUUAUUUUUGGAAUAAAUCCAAUAUUUCUACCAUACAGUAGU
Molecule: messenger RNA, 2263 nt
Organism: Hemibagrus wyckioides
Lineage: Eukaryota; Metazoa; Chordata; Actinopteri; Siluriformes; Bagridae
Gene: lrrc41
Product: leucine rich repeat containing 41
Exons: 10
Coding region: 192-1934 (580 amino acids)
Source: RefSeq, a predicted model, not a curated record